GUUUGUAGCCAUCGUGGGCGGAGCCGAAGUACAGUCGUACUCGUACAGUGGUGUAGCCGAAGCCGGUUGAAACAAACGAACUUCGGCAACUUGGGUUGACGAGGUUGACGACGCGCCGGACGGUCGACGCGGUUUCGUUUCGUUUCUUUUGUUGUGUGUGAGCGAAGCUCCGAAAAAUCGGAGGAAGCAUCAUGAGCACGCUGAGUCUGGUGGUGCCCAAGGAGUACGGCUACGUGGUCUUGGUCGGAGUCGGGUCCACGCUGGUCAACAUGUGGCUCUCCAUCAGGGUGGGCAAGGCCCGCAGACUCUACGACGUCAAGUACCCUGCGAUGUAUUCUGACACCAACAUCGUCUUCAACUGCAUCCAAAGGUCUCACCAAAACUUCUUGGAGUACUACCCACAGUUCCUGAUGGUCCUGUUUCUCGGUGGCAUAGAGUAUCCCAGGCUGGCGGCCGCUUCUGGUGUGGUGUUCCUGGCAGGGCGGAUCGUCUAUGCGCUUGGAUACUCCACUGGGGACCCAGCCAAGCGCAUGCGUGGAGGAUUCCAGUACAUUGGCCUGCUGACGCUGCUGGGUCUCUCGGCCCGACUCGGAGUCCGCAUGCUGGGCCUGGUUCAUUAGAGGGAUGCGCACCCCAAGCUGGUGCUCGGACCCCUGGCACCGAAAACGGAAGCAGAUCGGCUGGCAUCACUGUAGCCGCACGAAUGUCUUCACCUAGUUUGCGCGCCUGAACGUGUCUGUACGCACUUAUCAACGCGUUCCUUUAGUCUCUCGCCGGGGGCACUGGAAAGCCUCUUUGGUAGAAGGUGCGGGAUUUAUGGGGCACUGCGGCAUAAUCACUUCUUUGUUAUGUUUUAUGAGCCUGUUUUACAAUAAAUGGUUUGCACCCAUGC
Messenger RNA from Ixodes scapularis (black-legged tick), 892 nucleotides. RefSeq names its product microsomal glutathione S-transferase 3. Gene Ontology annotation, molecular function: glutathione peroxidase activity; glutathione transferase activity. Gene Ontology annotation, cellular component: membrane; nuclear envelope; endoplasmic reticulum. The record is from RefSeq and is a predicted model, not a curated record. The coding region runs from base 192 to 620 and encodes 142 amino acids. NCBI's taxonomy places the organism in Eukaryota, Metazoa, Arthropoda, Arachnida, Ixodida, Ixodidae. The transcript is spliced from 6 exons.